Physella acuta is the source of this 4196-nucleotide messenger RNA. Its product is annotated as ATP-citrate synthase. The record is from RefSeq and is a predicted model, not a curated record. Gene Ontology annotation, molecular function: ATP citrate synthase activity. Gene Ontology annotation, cellular component: cytosol. Gene Ontology annotation, biological process: citrate metabolic process; fatty acid biosynthetic process; acetyl-CoA biosynthetic process. Lineage: Eukaryota; Metazoa; Mollusca; Gastropoda; Physidae.
GGGCUCAGCUACAAGUAAAGCAGUGUUUACCAAAAAAAUCAAGUCCAACAGCCUUUUCAAGUAGAAUUUUUUAUGCUAGCAUUUUGGUUUGUUUCCUUGUCAAUCAAAACUCUUGUUACUGUUGAUAUAUUUUUGUAUUUUUUAUCUGACACAUUCUGACCAGCAUGUCAGCCAAGGCUAUUUAUGAAGCCAAAGGCAAAGAGCUACUGAACAAAUUUUUGGGUGAUGUGGCCAUGAAGAAUAAAUAUGUGUUGAUUGAUGAAAAUGUCAAUUGGAACCAAGUGAUUCAAGACAAUAUUUGGCUAUCAAAUGAGAAACUUGUCGUCAAGCCAGAUCAGCUGAUAAAACGCAGAGGUAAACUAGGCCUUAUCAAAGCAGGAGUUAAUAUAGAAGGAGUAAAAGAAUGGCUACUGACAAAACUUGGAAAAGAGUUUGAGAUUGGUGCUGCAAAAGGAAAGUUAAAGACAUUUAUUAUUGAGCCAUUUGUAGAGCAUGGUCAGAAUGAAGAAUUCUAUGUGUGUAUCCAUUCCCAUCGCUAUGCAGAUACUAUUUUAUUUCACCAUGAAGGAGGAAUAGAUAUUGGGGAUGUAGAUUCAAAGGCAGUAAAACUGGAUGUUCCAGUUGGUGGAAUUCUUUCACCAGUUGAAGUUAAAAACAAACUGUUAUUACAAGUCCCAGAGAAUUCACAGCAGCCCUUGACUGAUUUCAUUAUCACUUUGUACAAAGUCUAUCAAGAAUUACAUUUUACAUACCUUGAGAUUAAUCCCUUGGUGGUUAAAGGGACACAAAUCUUUAUACUAGACCUUGCUGCCAAGAUUGAUCAGUGUGCUGAGUUUCUUUGUAAGGCUAAGUGGGGAGAUGUUGAUUUUCCUCCACCAUUUGGAAGAGAUGCAUUACCAGAGGAGGCAUAUAUUGCUGAGCUUGAUGCAAAAAGUGGAGCAAGUCUAAAACUCACAAUACUCAACAGGAGGGGUCGUAUUUGGACUAUGGUUGCAGGAGGAGGAGCAUCUGUUAUUUAUGCAGACACCAUUUGUGACCUAGGGGGUGCCUCUGAGCUUGCUAACUAUGGUGAAUAUUCUGGAGCACCAAGUGAACAGCAAACUUAUGAGUAUGCCAAAACAGUGCUCUCUUUAAUGGUAGAAGAACGCCAUCCAGAAGGCAAAAUACUGAUCAUUGGUGGUGGCAUUGCUAAUUUUACAAAUGUAGCUGCUACAUUUAAGGGUAUUGUACGAGCAUUAGAGGAGUUUCAAUUAAAACUAGUUGAAGGCAAUAUUACAAUCUAUGUCAGGAGAGCUGGUCCAAACUAUCAAGAGGGUCUAAGAAUAAUGAGAGAAUUGGGAAACAGACUUGGUCUUCCAAUCCAUGUAUUUGGCCCAGAAACUCACAUGACUGCUAUUGUCAGCAUGGCUUUGGGUAAAAGAGAUAUCCCAACAACUCCAAAAGCAUUGCCAACUACUGCAAACUUUCUUCUUCCUUCUUCAACCAACCAGAUUUUCUUUCCAGGGCCAUCUCCUUGCACUAGUCGACGUGGAUCACAAGACAAAGGUUCUACCCCUAAAGUUCAAAACAAGUCUUCACAUACACAACAGAAUGGUUCAGCAGCAAGCUCUGUUGAUUACAACCUGUUCACUAAAGACACAGAAUGCAUUGUUUGGGGAAUGCAGCAACGUGCUGUACAAGGCAUGCUUGACUUUGACUAUGUUUGUUCACGAACAAAACCUUCAGUAGUUGCUAUGAUUUAUCCAUUCACUGGUGACCACAAGCAAAAGUUUUAUUGGGGUCACAAAGAAAUACUCAUUCCAGUUUACAAGAAUAUGGGUGACUGCAUGAAGAAACAUCCUAGUGCAGAUACACUUGUGAAUUUUGCAUCAUUAAGAUCAGCUUAUGACAGUACAAUCGAAACACUUAAUUAUCCACAGAUUAGAUCCAUAUCAAUUAUUGCGGAGGGCAUUCCUGAAAAUCUGACUCGUAAUUUGAUCAAAGUGGCAACUGAAAAGGGUGUAAUAAUCAUAGGACCAGCAACUGUUGGUGGUGUAAAACCAGGUUGCUUUAAGAUAGGAAACACAGGUGGCAUGCUAGAUAAUAUUCUUGCAUCCAAGCUUUAUCGACCUGGCAGUGUUGCUUAUGUAUCGAGAUCUGGUGGGAUGUCCAAUGAACUCAAUAACAUUAUUGCUUUAAAUGCUGAUGGUGUUUUGGAAGGAGUGGCUAUUGGUGGAGACAGAUACCCUGGUUCCACAUUUAUGGAUCACAUUCUGAGAUAUCAGGCUAAUCCAGAUGCCAAAAUGAUUGUACUUCUAGGCGAGGUUGGUGGAGUUGAAGAGUACCAGCUGGUAGAAGCUAUUAAACGAGGCAAGGUUGAUAAACCUGUUGUUGCAUGGUGUAUUGGAACCUGUGCCAAGAUGUUCACAUCAGAAGUUCAAUUUGGCCAUGCUGGUGCUUGUGCUAAUGCGGAUGCUGAAACAGCUGGUUCAAAAAACGAAGCCCUUAGAGCAGUUGGAGCUAUUGUGCCUAGAAGUUUUGAUGAACUUGGAAUAACAAUCAAUGAAGUCUACUCAAAACUGGUGUCUGAUGGAAUUAUUGUGCCUAAACCUGAAACUGCACCACCAACAGUUCCAAUGGAUUUCAACUGGGCUAGGGAAUUGGGCCUAAUCAGAAAACCAGCAUCCUUCAUGACAAGUAUUUGUGAUGAAAGAGGACAGGAACUAUUGUAUGCUGGCAUUCCGAUCACUGACAUAUUUAAAGAGGAUAUGGGCAUUGGAGGUGUACUCAGCUUGUUAUGGUUUCAACGAAGGCUGCCACGGUAUGCAACCAAGUUUAUUGAAAUGUGUCUCAUGGUAACAGCAGAUCAUGGUCCAGCAGUAUCUGGUGCACAUAACACUAUAGUUUGUGCUAGAGCAGGAAAAGAUCUCAUCUCCAGUCUCACAUCUGGUCUCCUUACCAUUGGAGACAGGUUUGGAGGAGCAUUGGAUGCAGCAGCUAAACAGUUUAGUACAGCAUUAGACAGUGGCCUCAUACCUAUGGAGUUUGUCAAUGACAUGAGAAAAAAGGGAACACUCAUUAUGGGCAUUGGUCACAGAAUCAAAUCUUUGAAUAAUCCUGACAUGAGAGUUGUUAUCUUAAAAGAAUAUGCUCAGAAACAUUUUCCUGCCACACCACUUCUUAACUAUGCUCUAGAAGUGGAAAAGAUAACGACUUCAAAGAAACCUAACCUGAUUUUGAAUGUUGAUGGACUUAUUGGUGUGGCUUUUGUUGAUUUACUAAGGAACUGUGGCUGUUUUACUGCAGAAGAGGCUCAGGAAUUUAUUGAAAUUGGUGCUUUGAAUGCUAUGUUUGUUCUUGGUCGCUCUAUGGGGUUUAUUGGACACUUUCUAGACCAGAAGCGCUUGAAGCAAGGAUUGUAUAGACACCCAUGGGAUGAUAUUUCUUACAUUAUGCCAGAAACCAAUAACACUGAAACAAAUUCUUCUUCUAUUUAAGUUAUUUAAGGAUUCAUUCCACGAUAGCAGGACCAACCAAAACUGAAACUGAUCUCUCAAUGUUACUAUAUAAUAAUUUCAGAUCACUUCAGAUUUUGUUUUCUGAAACUUGGGACACAAUUUGGUAUUUAAACUUCAUUUGCUUUUUUUAAAAAAAGCUGAUAUGAACCAUGAUUGUAAUGUUUUUAUGAGCUAAAUAGGCUUGGUAUUUCAUAUUUUAAUUUAACUUCAUGUUGUUGAUUAGCAUUGUAGUGAUAUAGAAUUGAUGGUAUUAAUAAGAGUAAAUUUAUACAUUUUAAAUUAUUUAAAUGUAAUCAAAUAUAGUUUUUAAAAAAAAGACAUUUUCUAGUUAAAUGUUUUUAGUAUAUUUGACAUAUAUGUCAUUAAUUUGAUUCUCCACAUUUUGAGUGAAAAUUAAAACUGCUUAUUCUGAAUCCUAAAGCAGACAUGUUUAUUAUAUGUGUAUUUUACUAAAUAAAUCCUUGGUGUUCAUGAAAUAAUUGACUUGCACAGCAUUUAAUACUGAAGCAUCACCUAGUUGUGUGAUGCUAGUCUCAAGUUACAUAUUUAAAUGAACCCAAAAUGCUAACCCAAAAAGUAUUUGAUGAAUUAGUUUUCUUUAAAAAAAUAAUUCGUUGUCUUUUUUGUAAUUUGGAUAUAAUUAAGGCUGUCAUUUUUGAAGAAAAACUACAAACAAUACAUCAAUGUUUGAGUAACCAU